AUGCAUCUUUCAAAGAAGGUUCAGAUGGCCAGGAAAAAGGCGGAGCAGGACUCCAUCCUCCUUGCCAACCGAAUUCGACUCCUCAGGAAUGAAGAGGCAAAGACUCGCAAGAAGAUCGUAGAAACAGAAAAGAAGACCCAGGAGAUCAUAGAUGCCCGGCGGCGCAAUGAAAAGCGACGCCAGGACAAGGAGGCCUUUGAGGCGCACAAGGAGGCCCUGGAGUCUGAAUUUCGGACCAAGCAGAUGAUGGAUCGUGCUGACCAGCAGCACAAGGUCCAAGACAAGCUGAGGAGCAUACGAGAGCGAAAUCAAGGCGCAGGAAACGUCAUUCGUCAGGAGCGGCAGGCUUAUCAGGAGGUCGUGGACUUCGAGCGCCAGGCCGCCGCUGAUGAGGCCUUUGCUCGAGCCGAACAGGUUCGGGCAGCAAUGUCGCAAGCAGCGAGGACUGUCCUAAUGGCCUCCAUCAUGGAUGUUCGUAUGUACCUGCUUCUAGGUGCAAACAUGAGGGCGAAGUUUAGCGCACGUGCCCCUUUCAAGCCGUAG
This is a messenger RNA of Symbiodinium pilosum, 543 nucleotides long. The record is from the annotation of a GenBank genome assembly. NCBI's taxonomy places the organism in Eukaryota, Dinophyceae, Suessiales, Symbiodiniaceae.